Molecule: messenger RNA, 2188 nt
Organism: Boeremia exigua
Lineage: Eukaryota; Fungi; Ascomycota; Dothideomycetes; Pleosporales; Didymellaceae
Exons: 2
Coding region: 168-1931 (587 amino acids)
Source: RefSeq, a predicted model, not a curated record
CUGUUCUUACCGAUACGGGUUCUCCGCACCUGGGCGUCGAUACCCCAAAUCGCAUAACCGAUAUCUUUUAAGACGGGCGCCGCUGCACCUAGUGGUCGCAAGCUGUAUUCCAUAUCUACAGAUUCCCUGCCACACCCAGAAAUAAGCAGUCCGCGCGCAUCGUUACCAUGGGGCCCACAGAUCGUCUCAAGCAAUUGGCAUCGCAAUUUAUAUCUGCCAGUCCUGUACCCGGUCCCCCUCCGAUCCACCCCGGCGACAGUCAUGAAUACCACCAUCGUCACAACUUUCACACGCUCAGUCCGACUUCUUUCCUUUGGCGAGCCGCGCAGAUCGAGCCUCAUGCUACAGCGAUUUAUCACAAGACCGCGAAUGGGAAGAUCCUACGGCGCUCUUACGAAGAGACUGCAGACCGCGCACGAGGACUGGCGUACUACCUACGAAAGAAAGGCUACAAACGCGUAGGAAUUCUGGCAACAAAUACACCGGCUUUCUUAGAGUCAAUCUUUGGCAUUGCAGCCGCUGGAGCGGUGAAUGUUGCUAUCAACUACCGCCUGAAGCCAGAUGAUAUCAGCUAUAUCUUUCAGCACGCGGACGUCGAUAUGAUCAUUGUAGAUUUUGAAUUCGUCAAGAUACUAGAUGACUUCAGGAAGGAGAUGCCGAAUGUACCGAUCUUAGUGGACACAGAUACGGACGCUACGGAGGGCGAGCUGUCAGGACCGUUCGAUGAUGCUGUAUUGGAAGGCUUGAAGUACGACAUUGAGAAUGGGAAAAAGGGUUGGGUGGACCUCGCCGCUCAAGCCCCAGAUGAGGAAGAGGUCUUUGCCUUGGCGUACACAUCUGGUACAACCGCACGACCCAAAGGAGUUGAAUAUACACAUCGAGGUGUGUAUCUUGCUGCACUGGGUAAUGUGAUCGAGUCCGGUCUCAACUACCACACCGGUCGCGCAAAGUACCUCUGGACCCUCCCUAUGUUCCACGCAACUGGCUGGACAUUUCCCUGGAGCGUGACCGCAGUACGAGGAACGCAUUACUGCCUCCGCAAGAUCGACUACCCCGAGAUCUGGCGCCUGCUGAAGGAAGAAGGUGUUACUCACUUCAAUGCCGCGCCUACCGUCAACACGCUCCUCUGCGCAGCGAAAGAGGCUGAAAGAUUGCCUCAGGAGGUCCGGGUCACUGUUGCCGCAAGUCCACCAUCCGCAUGGCUUUUUGAGCAGAUGACAAACCUGAAUCUGCAUCCAGUCCACGUCUACGGCCUGACCGAAACAUAUGGCCCAAUCACUAAAGGCUACCAUAUGCCAGAAUGGGAGGAAAUGCCCGAGAAAGAGAAGUAUGCCAAGAUGGCGCGACAAGGCCACGGGUUCGUCACCGGUCUGCCCGCUCGCAUCAUCAAGACCGAGCAAGAAGAAGGUGUCCUCAUUGAUGUAGAAAAGAACGGCCAGGAGAUCGGCGAGAUCGUAUUCGAAGGCAACAUCUGCGCAAAAGGGUACUACAAAGACGCCGAGGCGACGCGCAAACUGUGGGCAGGUGGCGUAAACCACACAGGCGAUCUAGCCGUCUGGCACGCAGACGGCGCAAUCCAAAUCCUCGACCGCGCAAAGGACAUCAUCAUCUCAGGCGGAGAAAACAUCUCUUCCGUCGCUCUUGAAGGCAUGCUCGCAGCGCACCCCUCGGUCCUCGAAGUCGGCGUGUGCGCCGUGCCGGACUCGCACUGGGGCGAGCGACCCAAGGCGUUUGUUACGACCAAAGACGGCACGAACAGCGAGACGCUGGGCAACGAGAUGAUUCAGUGGGCCAAGGAGCAGAGUAACAUCAGCAGAUUCAUGGUGCCAAGGGAGGUCGUGGUGGUGCAGGAGUUGCCGAAGACGAGCACAGGCAAGAUUAAGAAGAACGUGUUGAGGGAGUGGGCCAAGGGGAAUAUGGACGCCAAGUGAAGAAGGCAUGUUGUGAUGCUUUGGUAGAGUAUUGGAUAGAUGUUGAAGUUUCGCAUUGAUGAAUGAAGCAAUGAAUGAUUUGCGUAUCAAUCAGGGGCGUGUGUAAUAUGUCAUGUGGAACGCUGUCAAACUAAUGGGUACGGACAAUUGAAGACCUGAUACCGCUGGUUCUGGCUUUCUUGUAUCGAAUAGCUAGUGUCAACUAGCAAUGCUGAGUGUUUUUGCGAGGUUUACGCAAAAGACAGUCGAGACAGAAG